UCUGCAUGCUCCUGAGGGUCCAGAAGUACAGCCACAGCUGGAGGAGGGUGGGGGCAGGGGACAGGAAAGAGACAUGGCUGAGCUUCCCUUCUGCGUCCUUGGAAAGGGGGGCACUGUUGCUGGGGCAGACAUUGCAGGGGACUGAAUAACGCUGUUACUAUCUGGGUCCCAGAAAUGUUGGGUCAGGGGGUCUGAGUGUUGCUCUGGGCUGAAAAUUGCCAAGGGGGGUGCUUUUUCUUUGCCUUUCCCCGAAGUGGACGUAGAUGGGGUUGGGGGGCAGAGGGUGGAUUGAUCUGCAGGCUCUUCAUGGAUUUCUGUUGUUGUUUAGCUGCUGCAAACGUGGGGUCCUGGGGCUUCAUCUGAUGCUCCCUCGACCUUUUUGUGAACCUUGUUUCUUGGUAUCUGGUGGAUUUGGGGCGCUAGGAAAGAGUGUGCCAGGGAGCUGGGGGCAGAAAGUUGAGUCUGGGUCUGGCUUCCUGGCCCUGUUCCACUGGGUUGUUGGGACCUGUGUGGGAGCAGGGUGGGGAGCAGGCUUGAGGAACAGUUCCCUGGGUUGAGAGACCUGCUGAGCAGGCACUGAUGGAGAAGGCACCUCUGCCUGGGCCAGAGGGAAUGGAGGAGGGGUCAGGUGAAGGGAUUCAGGAAAAAAUUUAAAAAUGGCACGCAUGGUCUGAGCUGGGCUGUGGACCUUUAAGGCCAUGUCUCAGAACCCCUGUCAAAUGGUCCCAAAUGUUGAUUUCCUAUUUGACCACUUACAGACUUCCUGGUGCGUAGAUGGGCUAGCAAGUUAUUUGCAAGCCUGUUUUAUAGGUGGUUUCAUUCUCGUUCCUAAAGUUAUUCUUUGCUGGCGCAGCAACUGAGGGUCAAGUUCAAGGAUGGAGGGGUGCCCCCCAUGACAAAGACUCCUUUUAUGGUGUGCAAUGCUGGGUAUUAGUCAGAAGUGCUAAAUAGAGACCCUGCGGAGAUCCUGGGAGCCUGCCUGAUAGGGCCUAUUAGCUUUGCUGAGUUAUUGGACACACUAACAACAGAGCAGAAAUGUUACAGAAGCCUGGCCAGUCAAAAGAGCAUGGGCCUUGGGCUCAGACCUGAACUUAAAGCCACCUCUGUCAUUUACGUAAUGACCGUAGGCAAGUCCCUCAACCCCUUGAGCUUUAGUUCUCUCAUGGGUAAAUGUGGGGAACAUCUACUGCCUGGGGUUUCUAUGGAUGGGCACAUAGUAGGUGCUAAUAGCCUUUGCGAGUGCUUUUCACGUGCCCUGGCAUAGUGAAUCUUGCUUAGUCCUCACGGUAAUCUCAUGAGGUAGAGACUAUUAUUAUCCCCCUAUUACAGAUAAAGAAACAGAGGCACAGAGAAGUGAAGUAAUGUGCUCAAUAAGGUUACAUGACUGGGAUAAGGCGAGCUGAGAUUUGAACCUCUGAUUUCAGCACAUUUUCCUAACCUGUGAGCUCUACUGCCCCCAGUGUUCAAGAACCAGUACUGCCAUAUUAACAGUGAUCAAGGAAUCUUGUGUGCAGGCAAAGAAGGGGAGUUGGGUGAGUGGCCUGUGUGUAAGAGCAGGAGCUGGAAGACAGUUAGGGGGAGCUUCCUGCAUGAGGGUGGUGGCCUUGGGAAAGGCAUAUCCAAGGGGGGAAAGGGAGGGGGCUCUAGAAAGGACCAGAAGCCCAGGGCUAGGGUGUGGCUUAGGAGAAUAGGAGGUGAGAGAUUGAGGAUGGGAGCCUGGGGCAAAGAGUUCAGGAUAUGCAGGGGUGGUGGUGCCAGGAAGUUAAAGUCUUUGCAAACCUGGGUAGGGAGUAUGCAGGAAUGGAGAACCUUGACCUUGAGUGAUGCUGUAAUGAGGCAGGCUGCUGCCACCCCAAGGACUGAGGGGGACAAAAAACUUUGGUGUGGUAGUAGCAUGGGUCACCAGGAUGGAGGGAGGCCACAAGUGAUGAGGCAGGAGAUUGCGGCAAGGUCUGGGCUUGUGGGGAUGAGUGGAGAGAUGGCCCAGUUGGCAAGGGGACAGGCUGGGCAACCUGCUAUGAACACAACAGAAGGCUGUGACUAGUUUUUAGCUGGAAAUAAUCCAAAUGGUUGGGCAUCUGUAGAGUUUUUCUGCAGACUGUGAAGGGGGCCUUGGCUCUAGGGCCACCAACCUAGUAAACAAAGUCUGGGUUAUGUUGAGGGGAAGCUUAGAAAGUGGAGUCUGGUCCUCCCUCAUUCAGGGGUCUCUGGGUAGCACAAAUGGUUAACGCAUUUACCUGCUAACCAAAAGGUUGGAGGUUCAAGUCCCAGAGGCACGCCAGAAGAAAGGCCUGGCAAUCCACUUCUGAAAAAUCACCAUUGAAAACCCUGGGGAGCACAGUUCUACUCUGACACACAUGGGGUCACCACAGGUCGGAGUCGACUGCAUAGCAGCUGUUUGGUCCUCACUCAAGCCCACCGUACGUGUUUGCUGCUUGGAGGUCGGGAUCCAGACUCGGAGGGGAAGUGCCUUCCCUUCCUUCAACAGACUUUCACGGAAGUGUGUCAGGCAUUGUUCUGGGUGCCAAGGAUACCAAGACAAAGAUCCCCAGAGGCUUCCCAGGGAGACAGACACAGGAAUAAUCACAGGACAACAUGGUGUGUGCUGUAAUAAUAGUGACAGCGAUAACGAUCAUCAUAAUAGCAGCUAACAUUUGCCGCAGGCUGACUGUGUGCUGGGCACUGUUCUGAGCUUUACUGCAUCUAGGAGUCAUUCAGUCCUCACCCAGUCAUGUGGGAUUGGUGUGUUUUUCAUUCUCAUUUUCCAGAUGAGGAAACUGAGGCGCUGGGUGAGCUAUCUUGCGUAAGAUCAGACUAGAGCUCUGGUCUUAGCCGCUGCACCAUUCUGCUCACAAGUCAUGUGGGAGAGAUAUGAGCAGGGCUGAGGAGCCAGCAAGGACGCCGGGGAAGCUGCACCAAGAUAGAGUCUCAGGAGCAGAGCGAAGUAGGAAGGCCCCAGGGUGAAUGAAUUUCCCAAUGUGAAGGAGAAACAUGUACAAAGGCACGAGAAGCUAAGGAACCCAGAAUGCCACCAGGGCGGAGCAUGGAGGUCAUGGUACCCCUUAUCCUCAAUGUCCUCAAUGGCUCUGAUGCCCGCCUGCCCUGCACCUUCAACUCCUGCUACACAGUGAACCACAAGCAGUUCUCCUUGAACUGGACGUACCAGGAGUGCAGCAACUGCUCAGAGGAGAUGUUCCUCCAGUUCCGCAUGAAGAUCAUCAACCUGAAGCCAGAGCAGUUUCGAGAUCGCGUGGAGUUCUCGGGGAACCCCAGCAAGUACGAUGUGUCGGUGACGCUGAAAAACGUGCAGCCUGAAGAUAAGGGCAUCUACAACUGCUACAUCAUGAACCCGCCCGACCGCCACCGUGGCCACGGCAGGAUUCACCUGCGGGUCCUCAUGGAAGAACCCCCUGAGCGGGAUUCCACAGUGGCAGUGAUUGUGGGCGCCUCGGUAGGGGGAUUCCUGGCUGUGGUCAUCUUGGUGCUGAUGGUAGUCAAGUGCGUGAGGAGGAAAAAAGAGCAGAAACUGAGCACUGACGACCUGAAGACCGAGGAAGAAGGCAAGACGGAUGGCGAGGGCAAUGCAGACGAUGGCACCAAGUAACAGGCGGGCUGCCCGGCCUGCCGCCCUCCCCUGUGUCCUGUCUCCCCCGACUCUGCCCCAUACAGUGUGACCCCACCUGCCCUCUCUUGGUGUGCUUCUCUUGAACCAGGAUCCCAGUGCUGACCUUGGGCCUCUGAGCCCCUCAUUUCUUGCCCCCCACCCUGUACCAAGAGUGACCCACCUCUCUUUCAUCUGAGAAACCUGCCAUGACCUAUGGGACGUGUGGGCCCUGGGGCAGGGGAAUGGGGUUCAAACCCGCCAGUCCCUGAGAGGAGGCAGGGGGCAUGUGUGAGGGCCCCAGAGAAAGAAGGGUGAGGGUGGAGUGGUGGAGGAAGGGGUCAGCUUCUAAGUCUGGCCAGUGCUUGGACUCUUCCGGCAGUGGCUUCAGAAGGACCUGGUGUGGGUUCUCUGUGCUGACCAGAGCUGCCUCAGGAAGGCAUGGUACGCUUCUCUGGCUGCUCCCAGCAGGCUGGGGGUGGUGAUGGGCUCCUAUAAUUUGGAAUAGGAGGAUAUACUAAAGGGACUACUGUGAAUUUCCAGGACAUUGAAGGAAAGCUGGGGUUGGAGGCAAAACUGGAGGUAAGCCUGGGCCUCAGGAGUUCUGCGCUGACCCUCUUGUCCGUUGAUAGCUGCUACCACAGAAGCCUUUUGGUUUUCUGAUGGCCGCUAAUCCCGUGGGAUUUUUGGUGUAACCAGCACUGAACAAGCAGCUAAGAUGGGCUGUACCUGGAUUGUGUUGUUCCAGGUAGUGGUCAUUUUCCACUAUAGUUACCUACCAAUAGAAGACUCAUUUCAAAGUCAGCUGAGGGAUGAAGGGGUGGAGGCACCAUUGUAAAGUACAGUUUGCUUUGGAUUGUCUUCUCAGGAGCAGUAAGGUGCAGGAAUGAGGAAGGGAGUGGAGGGCGUUGGCAGAGGGAUUGCUGUGCAGAGUGAAAGCAGCCUCAUCCAAGGGUUCUGUGUGGACUUCGCCACUUGCCCUCAGUAGGGUUUUCAGCUGGCUUUUGGCCAGAGGCCAGGCCAGGGACUGUACUCAGAACACCCUAAGGGGAAAGUGAGGGGCAGACUUGGAGGCUCUUAGAUCCUAGGGUCAUGUCACAUCUGGAGCCCUGGUAUACCUUCCUCUGCCUCAAUAACGCCCUUUGUGGAGAGGAAAGUAGGACUUGUGGGAAGCCAACUUUCACUGCCAUUUUACCCACAUUAAAGCAGACUGCUUAAGCCGAGAGAGAGGGAGAGAGACAGACAGAGCAGAGAGACAAACUACUGACUCAGAGGAUACUACCUUGAAAGACCCUCAGGUAUCAACUAGCCAAGUCACUCCUGUCAGAUGGGGAAACUGAGGCUCAAACUAAACCUGAUAUUCUUGCCAUUUUCUCCUCCGGCUUCUCAGUCUCCAGUUUGAAUCAACACAGCCAUAAUUUUUCCAGUGGGAGGGGCCUUUCUGGACUGGUAGGUGAAGGAGGCGGACUUCUCCCAGGAGCCUAGUCCCUUCAGGCUAUGGCUGAGGCAGGGGUGGAGUGGAGGCAGGGGUGGAGUGGCAGCGGUGAGGGCAGAGUUGCCAGUGAUGCCCCAUUCCCUCUCCAGACUGAGCCCCUUCAGCACUCUAGCCUUUCCAGGCAAGCUCAGCCCCUACCCCUGGCUCAGGGAGUUAGCACCCAGGGCAGGGAGUAAGGUUGGGGGCAGAGGGUGGAGACAGGACUAUGAUAGUCUCAGGGGCCUACCCCUGCCUCUGCCUAUCAGAUAGCCAAUUUGAGGAGGGAGCAGUAGCACGUGGGAGGUUCAGUUUAAUUCACUUCAACACCCAUUUAUUGAGCAUCUGCUAUUGCCAGGCACGUGGUGGGUGCCCGGGACACACAAAGCCAUAACAGAGUUGGGAACUGCUAGGUCAGCACUGCGGGGACCAAGAUUAGUUUUUUGGUGCAUCUAAUUCCAUCUCUGCAACCAUUGCCUAGGAGGCUGGAGUUGGGAAAGAAGGAAGGAAUUCCAGAGUCUGGGCCCUGGGAAGAAAGGAAAGGGAGGCAAGGAGGAAGAUAAAACAGAGAAGAGAGUGCAGAGGCCAGGUUGGGGGAAAUCAGAGGAUGGGCAACCAGCCAGAUUGCUCCUGAGUGAGAGGAGUCCAGCCUGUCUGGAGUUCUAAUCUCAUCGGCUCAGAACCUAACUGCCAAUUAACACACUGCCAAUGAGAUGGGCUAAGCCACCAGGAUGCCUGGAGCAGGUGGAUGUCGCCCAUCCUUCCAGCCAACCAGCUGAGAGGGGAGAGCUGGGUGGGGCACCUCAUGCCAGUUGAGACCAAGGGUGGUUGUAUACACUUCUGCAACUUGCAGAUUGCAUUGUUUGGCAAUCUCUUAAGUGCCCUCCUCUCCCAGGAUGAGUGAGGAUCCGCUCUCUUUUUUCCAGGACUCAUGACAUUUAGGGGAGUUAUUUGCAAGAUUCCCUAGGUGUAUUUGAAGAAGCCCUAACGCUCCAUAAAGAAGCCCAAGACUUCUGAGCUCUUUCCCUUCUCUGCCCUGACCAAGGGAGGCCGAGGGAAAGCCGUGCUUCUUCACGCCCUCAGGAUCCCAAGCAGAUGGGGAUGGGUCAGGAACCACCUUUGCCCCAGGUGCCCACCUUUAUAUGCACUUUGUCCUCCAGCCUCUUGCAAUCUCCUGUCCAUCAAGAUCGCGAGGUCUCCCAGAGCUGCCUCCCCCAGGGCAGUGAGGUUGAGAGCAAAUCGGGGCUUCUGUGAGAAGAGGUGGGAAACGAGUGAGAUGUUUCCACAGCAGCCAUUCUCGACCUUGCUUUCCAGCGUAUGCCAGCAAGCCAUUUCUCUCCCUGCACAGUAGGGCUCGAGCCCCACUUCUGGCUGCAUGUUCCCACCACUGCACUCUGCCAAAUUCAGUCUGCUGGCCUUCUCAACCUCCCCUGCCUCUCCUGCUCUCUCAGACCCCCUUUUCUGUCUCCUCUUCCUAAUUAAGGACCACUGUACAGAGAGAUGGGCUGGCCAACUAUGGAAUUUAGCUUAUACGAACAAAGCACAAUUUUUUCAGGACUGAAAUGCCUUGAGGUGCCUUGGAACCGGCCUUGAAAAUAGAUAUCUGCCCCCUAAAAAAACCUAGCUACGGACUAAUCACAGUUAUCUCAAUUUAUAAAAAGAAAAAUCUGGUUGGAUCCAUAUUUCUCCUUUUGAGUCUUCUUGGGGCUGGUAACUAUUUACAAGGUCAGGUUAAGCAGAUGGACAAUUGAAAAUACCGGCCAGCUCCAAAGAGAUAGUCCCAGGCCAUAGGAAUGGCUUGGUGCAGUUUGAAAUGGGCGAUGAAUCAAGAAAUUUCCUUCCUAGUUAUGUCUUAAUGAUAUAUAGCCUGUGUCUUAAAGUAUUUUCUGCCUCUUGCUGAUGUCUUCCUUUAUUGAAGCUUGCUGUUGCAUUGUACAUAGUCUAUAUACAGAUAUAGAUAUAUAUACAAAUAUAAAACAUCUCACUAUACCCAUCUCAAAAGUUACAUGGGGAAGGGAGGGUCAUCAUUUCUCAAUGUUUUGAGUUGAUUAACCAAAGGCAAAUUCUGGAAUAUUCUUAUGGCUUUUUGUGUACUUGGAGGGGAAAGCCCAACUACUUCCACACUUUCUAGGUUUUAUGUGCAAUGUGGUGGUUGGAGGGGGUGAUGGGGAGAGAAACAUAAAUGAUCCUAUGUGACCUGACUGCUGUGGUGUAUCUGCUUUUUGGAGCAGACUGAAUUUCUUUUGCAGUUUGUCUUAUUGCUUGGAUCACUUGGCUAAAAUAAACAGACUGUCUCCCCUGAACAUCCCUCGAGUGUGGCUUUUUUCAGGAGUGUAGAGUGGGUAGGGUGAAGCUUAGCCGGGAUCUUGACAAAGACUCCUGACUCUCCUUUCUUGCUAAUCCCAUGGACAUCUCCAGGUCUCCAUCAGCUGAAGACCUCGAAGCUCUUACCCAACAACGAAGAGGUCGUUCUACUCCAUUCAUGUUUCCUCUCUUUUCCCCUUUGCCUUCCCAGAAUCCUGGGGGACUCUACUCAGCUUGGAAAUACCCUAGGAACAGGGUGGAUGAACACUCACUUCUUGGAGGGCUCUUGGUUAAUUCUGGGGUGAAGACAACCCUUUAAGCUCUGAAGGCUAAUGCUGAUGUUGGCUAUUAUUUAUUAUUGCAUGGACAGAUGGGCCAUCCUUCCUGCUCUUUGAUUCUAAACUGUGUCUUACUAGGUAGAUACUUCUUGCUUGCUCAGGACUCAGGAAAAACAGAUAACAGCUGGCCAGAGCCUGCCUUCACGCAACUUGAGGAUAAAGGUGGCUGGUGGGAAGAGUCAAGUUGCUCACAUCCCAUCUACACACUGUUGUAUUCCAUUUACGUACUGCUGAAUCAGCUCUAAGAACUUCAGGACCAAAUGCUACUCCCUGCCUAGGGGCUCCACUAUCCCAGACCCGCUCUGGUUUUUUCCUCUCUUGCUCCCUGUUCUUAUGUCUCUCUUUGCAUCUCUUAUCUCUUACACACACACACGUACACACGCACACACGCGCAUGCACCUAGGAGGCU
Molecule: messenger RNA, 8123 nt
Organism: Loxodonta africana (African savanna elephant)
Lineage: Eukaryota; Metazoa; Chordata; Mammalia; Proboscidea; Elephantidae
Gene: SCN2B
Product: sodium voltage-gated channel beta subunit 2
Exons: 4
Coding region: 3026-3604 (192 amino acids)
Biological process (GO): regulation of sodium ion transmembrane transporter activity; membrane depolarization during cardiac muscle cell action potential; cardiac muscle cell action potential involved in contraction
Cellular component (GO): voltage-gated sodium channel complex; plasma membrane
Molecular function (GO): sodium channel regulator activity
Source: RefSeq, a predicted model, not a curated record